Molecule: messenger RNA, 921 nt
Organism: Herpailurus yagouaroundi (jaguarundi)
Lineage: Eukaryota; Metazoa; Chordata; Mammalia; Carnivora; Felidae
Product: leucine carboxyl methyltransferase 1-like
Exons: 5
Coding region: 410-853 (147 amino acids)
Biological process (GO): C-terminal protein methylation
Cellular component (GO): cytosol
Molecular function (GO): protein C-terminal leucine carboxyl O-methyltransferase activity
Source: RefSeq, a predicted model, not a curated record
UUUCUAAGAGAUCCCAUGUUUUGAUGUAAAAUAUUUUUCUUUCAUAUGUAGAAUUAGGGGACGUUGCGUUUUCCUUAAGGUAGUUGAUCCAACCAUUGGAUAGAUUGUGCUUCUUUUGGUUCACAUGGCUUUAAAAAAAAAAAAAAGAAGAGAAUGUUAAAGUCGUUACUUCUCCCAUAAGGUCUAUGGAUAACCUAAACCGCUACCCCUGAAGAAGGGCAGAAGUGUUGCGUUUUGUCCUCCUGGUGUGGUGAACUUGGCAAGGCUUAUUUCCAUCAUCACUGAGUCAUGGCUUGUCUCUGUCUCUCUCUCAGGAUAUUUUGCUCGCGUCCAUGGCGUCAGUCAGCUUAUAAAGGCAUUUCUACAGAAGACAGAAUGUCACUGUCAGAUUCUAAAUCUUGGGGCUGGGAUGGAUACCAUCUUCUGGAGACUAAAGGAUGAAGAUCUUCUCCCAAGUAAAUAUUUUGAAGUGGACUUUCCCAUGAUAGUCACGAGAAAGCUGCACAGCAUCAAACACAAGCCUUUCUUAUUACAACCCAUUAUAGAAUUACAUUCAGAGGACACACUGCAAAUUGAUGGACACUUGUUGGAUUCAAAGAGAUAUGCCAUUAUUGGAGCAGAUCUCCGAGAUUUACCUGAACUCGAAGAGAAGCUAAAGAAAUGUAACAUGAAUCCACAAUUGCCAACACUGCUGAUAACGGAACGUGUGCUGGUUUACAUGACUCCGGAGCAGUCGGCCAACCUUCUCAAGUGGGCAGCUAACAGUUUUGAGACAGCUGUGUUCAUAAACCACGAACAGGUAAAAGGAAGCUCCAAGACCUUUGCGUGCUGUAUGCGUUCGCGUGGUGGCUAACCCUCUCUGAGCAACCUCAGUAUAAAUUUCCACUCACUCUUUUCCUUCCGCCUCUGGCCACACACACA